CACUACAUAUGGUUACUUUUUUUUUUCAGAAAAGAAGUCGCGUCUGUGCCCGUAUCUUGAUACCAUAAAUCGUCAUAUGCUGGAUUUUGACUUUGAGAAGCUCUGCAGUGUCUCUCUAUCUCGUAUCAAUGUUUAUGCUUGUUUAGUGUGUGGAAAGUAUUUUCAAGGGCGUGGCCCCAAUACACAUGCAUACACUCACAGUGUUUCAGAUGGACAUCGCGUUUACCUUAACCUCCAAACUCUUCGGUUUUAUUGCUUGCCUGAUAACUAUGAAAUCAUCGAUUCCUCCUUGAAUGAUAUCAUCUUUGUUGUAAACCCAACAUUUAGUCGAGAGUACAUUCUACAUAAAGUUAAUCAGAGUAAAAUGAGUCGUGCAUAUGAUGGAACACUCUACUUGCCGGGAAUUGUUGGCCUUAACAACAUUAAAGCUAAUGAUUACUGUAAUGUAGUGCUGCAGGCCCUUUCCAAUAUAACACCACUAAGGAAUUAUUUCUUGGAUCCAAGUAAUUACAGUCAUAUACAUCAUGCACCAGGCACUCAGGGCCUAGCUAUGUUCCCACUCAUUACAAGAUUUGGAGAAUUGGUACGGAAACUGUGGAAUCCUCGGAAUUUCAAGGCUCACGUCUCUCCUCAUGAAAUGUUGCAGUUUUCGGCUGUGUUCAAGCUGUCUGUAUAUUGCAAAAUGAAUCACAGUGAAGAACCCCUUUUCUUUUUCGUGGGGGAUGAUGUCAAACACCCACACCCCAAAAACCCCACCAAGAUAGAAGAGGGCCUUGGGAGAGUGGAAAAGGCAUUAACAUGUAAAUGCAAACUCCAGGGUCUGUGGCUGCUCACAAGUAGAACAGUACAGAAAUAUUGA
Macrobrachium nipponense is the source of this 859-nucleotide messenger RNA. RefSeq names its product ubiquitin carboxyl-terminal hydrolase 39-like (gene Usp39). Gene Ontology annotation, biological process: protein deubiquitination. Gene Ontology annotation, molecular function: cysteine-type deubiquitinase activity; zinc ion binding. NCBI's taxonomy places the organism in Eukaryota, Metazoa, Arthropoda, Malacostraca, Decapoda, Palaemonidae. The transcript is spliced from 5 exons. The record is from RefSeq and is a predicted model, not a curated record. The coding region runs from base 77 to 859 and encodes 260 amino acids.